GUGUGUAUGCGCGUGUGUGUAUACAUCAGGCUCUAGACAUUCACUUAGAACUCAGAACUCCUCGGGAGCUCACGGGCGAAGUAUCUCUCCUCAAAAGACUGCUCAGCCUGGAGGAAACUGGGUCGUGUUCUGGCUGCUCACGUUUUGUAGGAUCUACUGGUGCUGUGUUUGGCGAUCUCUUCUUCACCCUCCUAAAGUGAUGGUGUUUCGUGAUAUAAACCUAUUAAUGUAAAAAAAAAAAAAAAAGUGUUACUGUGAUUUUUUUUCUUCAUCUCUCGACCUGACGAGGAGCAACAAGUCGAUAUUUUUUUUUCUCCCAACCUAAAAGUUUUGGAGGAUCACAGAUACUGUAGCUUACAUGCGAUUUCGCGUUAUCAAACCAGACCAGCACAAUAUUAUACGUCUUUCGCACCGGGGGGCUCUGGCUGUUGCUAUUGAGUUUACUUUGAUGAAAAUGUGAUGCGUUGAAGGAAGGUGUUAACAUAAUACUACAACAGUAGGCGAAAAGAUGUCGUCUUCUGUGGACACGAUGUACCAACCCAACCAGUUGAUGAACUGGAUGUACUUGGCGUUCUCAGACCAGCCUUUACACCAGCAUCCUGGACACAUCAGCCCUUCUAUACACACACGGAAUAACAACAACAGCAACGGCAGCAGCAGCACCAGCAGCAGAAGCAGCAGUAGCAACAGCAACAAUAGCAGCAGCAGCAACAGCAAUGCAAGCAGCAGCAGGUCCAACAAUGCCAUCAGCAAAGGCAGCAAUAUCGAUUUCUGGACGGGCGAUUUCUCCGACCUCGAGCAGCGUAACCUCAACCAAUACCUCUACGGCGACCAGAUAGCGUCCUUUGCUGCAGCACCUGCUGGAAACGUCUGCUCGUCUGCAACACAGGCGGGAAAGAAUCUGAAUGGGGUUAACAACGGAACCCUCUACGGACUGACCAAUAGCAAUGUCCACACGCUGUCAAACGGAAUGUUGACCAAGGGAGACAUACAGGGCCUAACGAAUGCUUAUAUGACCAAGAGCAGUCUCCACGGCGCACCGUCUAUCUCAGGAAGAAAUGUCCAGUCUCCCCUCUCACCGGCCCAAGCCAUCAACAACUUCCCCGCUGCUUGUCUGCAGAGCCAGAAUGUCUUCAGUGAGCCCUGGGACAGCCCCCAUCAAGGAUACAACAGCCUGAACUCGGCCCGCCCCAAAGGUGAAGGACUGACCCCCUAUCAGGGCAAGAAGCGUUGCUUUGGUGAGUACAAGUGCCCAAAGUGUAAGCGCAAGUGGAUGAGCGGCAACAGCUGGGCCAACAUGGGCCAGGAGUGCAUCAAGUGUCACAUCCUCGUCUACCCGCACAAACAGAGACCCCUGGAGAAGCCAGAUGGGCUGGAUGUGUCUGACCAGAGCAAAGUCCACCCCCAGCAUCUGUGUGAGAAGUGUAAGAUGUUGGGCUACUACUGCCGCAGAAUGAACUGAGAGUCUUACCGCAAGCUGCUCCCGUCAUAUUACAAUGUAUUGUUAUGUUUUAUACACACCUUGCUUUGCUAAGUGAGCCUACUUUUUCACUCUUGCACAAUGCAGAAAAAAAGAACCCAUUGUUGAGAGAGUUUGCUUUUAUUUCAUUGUUAUUCUGUGUCUUUAUACAGCGUCGAAGGCUAUGUUGCUAAUUGAGUCUACUUAAUUUUCGUUUUGUUGGACCUUAUGACAAAAUGUUUGUACUCAUUUCGGUUUAUAAGGCAGAGAUAACAUGUUGUUUCAGUCAUGCAAAAUUGAAUACAGCAAAUAUAUAUGGCUGAAUGAGAAAACUUUUUUUAAAAGGUCACACAAAGUCUAAUACAGCAAACACUGCAAAACAGGUUAUGCAAAUGCAUCUAUGUUGUAUUCAGUCACUGUGAAACAAGUGUAUUUUUUAUCCUGCAAAGAGGGUAGGUACCUUUUAUAGUCUUCGUGCUUAUGACUGUCCUCCUGUGCAUUUGAAAAUUGAAGACCAGAUAAAAUGCAAAAAUACAAAGUGCACUGGAAUUGCAAUCAUUGCAACGCACAAAUUAACUAUGCAUGUUAAAGACUAGUUCCAGUGGUGAGAACUUGUUUUUGAAAUCAAAAAGUUGAAAAAAGUUUUGAUAGCCACAGUGACAUCAAAAUUAAAUCUUUCGGUACAUCAUAUGUUUUUCAAAGGGUUAACUUUCUUUUCAGUCUUCCUUACAUGAUUAAUUUCGUAACUCCGAGACUUAAAGGUGACUUUUUGAGUAUUAGAAUGAACGCAAAAUCAUUGUAAGAUCUAAAGUGAGAGUGCAGGCUCAUUGUAGUGGCUUUUGCUUGCAUGCAGUACUCCAUGCGCUUUUGUUAUUUUGCUAUGAAGAAGAAAUGUAUUGGACCAUAAUGUUGUUUGAUCUAGACAAUAAUAUAUUCCAUGUAUUCAGGUUUGUUGCCCCGUUGUGUUGAACCCAUUCGUUUCUAUGAGAGUGUCUAUUUGCCAUAUUUUAUGUUCCCGAAUUUGAGGUACUUGUAUUUAGAAUGCUUGACAUUCUAUUUGUUGCCCGUGUGUAGUUAUCUGUGAAUUAGUCACGGAACUUCCUUGUCCACAAAGAGAAACAAUAUUCUCCUGUACGGAUUUGUCAUACAAUGUUCUUGAAUUGUUUGUGUGCUGAGCACAUAUCUGGCCAUGCAUGACCCACUUUGGGGGUGUGAAGAGAGAGAACAUGUAAUACCCAGUGCCCACUUUGGGAUAGGUUCUCAAAUUCAAACUGAUUGCCAAAAGAUCGCCUUUCUCGCAGCCUUGAAAAGAAAUGAGUUUGUUUUUUAGGCCGUGAUUAGGGUGAUCGGUUUGUGCCACAAUGGUCAUUUUGCACCCUCAGUCUGGCCAGCCCCACCUACCAAACUGAACCGAAUGGAAUUGAUCAUGCCAAUGGGCACUGGGUAUAACGCGUAACACUGAACUGGACUCUAAUCUCGCUGUUAGUUUUUCGUUAGCAAAACAAUGUUUAAGUUGAUUCUUGAGCUGUUUUCUAGUAUUUUUAAAUCCUACAACAAACAGAAUUUAUGAAUCCCUGUUUUAUUUGCAAGUAUACAAAUGUUGAAGAAUUUGAAAGCAAAAUCGGAGGAGAGAUUAUACAAAGCUACUUCUUUUUAAACAUGAUUUUUGUGGUGAUUGAACUUGAAAGCAGUCAUGGUAGUUCACACUUCACCCACAGGUAGGCCCUAGUCAGACUUAUCAUUCUAGAAUUCUGAAACAAAGCUGCACGAUUUCUAGAUAUUCCAAUACAUGAAUUUCCAGUGCUUUUUGACUUAAAGUUUGAUCAUUGUGAUAGUCAAACAUGAGUGCAUUAAUUAUAGCCUGAACUAAAAAAGUAGAGUAAGCCUACAAAUGAACGUGCUAUGAAUUUUCAGAAAUCUUCAUUGUUGUAAAAAAAAAGAUAUAUCUACCCUACUUUCUUUUAUACGAUAUAUGUGGUAUGAAAAGGAGAUAGGCGUCUGACUUUUACCUUUUUGCCAAGUCUUUUUGUUUUCAGAGCGAAGAUCAGGCAUUCCUGUACACCUUCUUUUUUUUUUUGAACUGAUACUGAGAUACAUUCGACUUUUACAAUGACCAAUUUCAGAUUUUAAACCUGAUGUGUAAAUUUUGGACGAACUAUAACUCAAAGAAAGACACAAAGAAUUCCUCUACCCUGUUAUGUUUAGAUCUAUUGAAUUACUAUGCGUGAUGCAUAUUUGUUUACUUCCAAUUGGACCUUAUUGUAUAUAUUUGGAGCAGAAACAGCGAUGCAUUUUCUUUUUAUCAUGUAUAAAUUUGGUUGAUGAUGUAAAAUGAUUACCUUUGUUGUAUUUUCAUAACACCUUUUUUUCUGUUGCACAAGAUUAGCAAUUGUUAACUUUUAACUGGACAGCUUGCCUCUGGCAGUACUGCAAUAUAUUUUACGAAUUUAUCACGUUGCUUCAUAUUGUGCCUUUAAAGACUCUAUCACCACACCCGAGAGCGAUGUCGAAGAGAAAUUUUGUUAUUUUGAACGUUCUUACACAAAAUUACUAUAUUAAUUUAAUUUUUUUUCAUUUUACCCUUAAAAAAUGACACGUAUAAUGUGCCAUCAUGUCAUAUGUGAGUAAAUUUAUGGUCUUUUUGUAUUUUAGGCUCCAGAUUAUUUUUAUUCUUUCCAAAGAAAAUUAUGUUUCAAGUACAUAUAAAUAGAAAGCAAUGAUGCUCAGAAACUGUGCCCAAUUUUUAGCUGUUCAUUAUAACAAUUUUUGUACAGCGCGCAUAACCUCACACCAAUGUGUCUUAAUUUUUUCCAUCAAUGAAAUCUAAUAAUAUAUAUAUUUUUGAAAAGGACAUAAUAUUUAUAUACAAUUGUUCUUUUGCUCUUCCUCCUUUGUAUAAAGAUUCUGUUACCUUUUGAUGUCCUUUCUUUCCUCCGAGGAAAAGCAGAUGCUGAAAGAGGAGAGUAUGAGGAGUGUAUUAAAUUGAAGUUUUUAUAAAAGAAAUAAAACCUACUCUGGUAGCCUACCUUAAUUCCGACCUUCAGAACCAUGGACAAUUAAAUGUUCUACUGUUAAAGCUUCUUUCUAGAACUGAGUUUUUCACACAUGGAAAAUUUUUUACACUUACUGCUUUUACUCACAGAAUAGAUUUCCUUUGAUAAUGGUAAACACGGACACAUGAGCUACCAUGGAUAGCUUCUGUGGAUUUUGUAUAUAUAUAUGCUUGGUCGCAUUUGAGAUUUUAAAGAAUUUAUUUUUUUUUAAAGGAAAGAAAAUCCAUUUGCUUACACCAGGCGAUGAUAUAUAUGAAUCCUUCUAGUCACUGCUUUAACGUAUUUGUGCCUUAAGAGAUGAUAAUACAAUCUCAGUAAAUAAUUAUAUUCAAGAAAUGUAAUAAAUCUAUAUCACACUGCAUGCCAUGCCAAAACAAAAAGGCAUUAAACAGAGGAUGGAACUAGAUCCUGAAACUCAGUUUCACAACAGUAGUAGAUAUUAUAUGUAUAUUAGUUUAAAGAGUUUGCUGUAUUUUUUCUCAACUGAAAGAAACAGGCCUUGUUUGUAUGUUUGGCAAAAUUGAGAGUAAAAUAUUGUUUUUCCUUAUAUUAUUUGAUAUUUAAAUGAAUAGUCAAAUUGUGAUGUGAACGUUCUUGGAUAUACUAAACUGAUAAACGAUGUUCAACGUUCCUUUUAUGCACAGUCUACAUGGUACAAACUUGGAGUGGGGGUUCCAACUGGGUCAAAGGUAAAAGUUUGUUUUUUUUUUUUUUUGGGGGGGGGGGGGGGUUUAGCUUUAAAGAAGAAAAUUAAGUUUUCAGGCUUUCUUUUCUUUUUACAUUACACAUGCAUGUCAUUCACUUCUCAAGCAAGUCUCUUUGUAUUCGUUGAGCCCUCUACUAGGUAUCAAACAUGUCAUUCCACCCAAGGUGGAGCAUUUUGAAGCCAGUAUGUGUGCACUGUCCACUGCUCAAACACAG
Molecule: messenger RNA, 5433 nt
Organism: Aplysia californica (California sea hare)
Lineage: Eukaryota; Metazoa; Mollusca; Gastropoda; Aplysiida; Aplysiidae
Product: probable cyclin-dependent serine/threonine-protein kinase DDB_G0292550
Molecular function (GO): nucleic acid binding; zinc ion binding
Source: RefSeq, a predicted model, not a curated record